GGAGGUGUCAUCUGUGGACAAUACCUGGAAGGGCAAGGGGUGGUGGGUGUCACUAAAAGGAACCAGCCCCAGCUACUUCACUGCAGGCUGGUGCCCUGGUGAAGGUGAAUCAGUCAGAGGAGUGCUGACUGCCCAUGGGGCUGCACCAUAUCAUGGUUCCCACUAGCAAUAUAUGAGAGUUCCAGUUGCUCCACAACCUCGCCAACAUAUGACAGGUGCUGCAAGAGGAUGGUUAUUUAACGCUGGCCCCCAAGGAGGAAGGCACAGACCUUCCUCCUCCUGGAACAUCCAAGGGCACUGGAUCCUCUGUGUCCCUCUGAGAUGGGGUGCCACUCCAGCAAGAGCACCACGGUGGCAGCUGAGUCCCAGAAGCUUGAAGAAGAGCGCGAGGGAAGAGAGCCAGGUCUGGAGACCGGCACCCAGGCAGCAGACUGCAAGGAUGCCCCGCUGAAGGAUGGAACCCCUGAGCCAAAGAGCUGAAAUGCCUCUCUCCAGAGUCGGACCCUCACCUCCUUCCUGGAACUGCCUUUGGCCCCAGAACCAUGAGACAAUCCCCACCCUGAGAAGCUCCGAUCACUGGGAGGAGAGAGAAAGCCUCCAGCUUUGGGAUUCAGGCUUCAGAAGUUUUUAGCAGCCUUUGCUCAUUGGAGAGGUGGGGAGGAUAAGUCUAUAAGGAAUCCUAUUUCCCCAGCUCUCCCACAGAGAGGACAAAAGAAGUCUUCACACGUUGUGGAACUUUCCUGCAACUUCUGGAUGCAGACAAGCCUCAGAGCAGACUGUUCUGGCUCCAGUGAAUAUCGGCUGCCAAGCUGUGAGCAUCCAGGGAUCCCCGUCUGCCUGGCUUUCCUGAAGUCAGAAGGCGCCUUGGUCAUACUGUGUGGGGUGUGUGGAUCUCAGUUUGCUCUCUUUCUUUCUCCUUUUUUCAACAGCUGGCGGAGUAGCCAACACCCCUGACAGCAAUGUGUUGCACUUGGCUCACUCCACACCCUAUGAAUAAUUUUAAUAUUUAACUUGAAAUGUUGUUAAGAAACUAUGGAAAAUAUCAGGAUCCCACUGGGAUCCCGUAAAUUGAAGGCAACAAGGUCUUGGUCCUCCAGUAAGGGGGGCAUGGAGCCCUGGUGGGAAGGAAAGAAGAGAAAUUUGUGUUCCUGAUUCCUUAAUCCCCAAGAAAGGUCCCUCUGCUAACAUUCACAUAUCUCUUCCUAGCCAAAGUCUGUCCAUUUCAACCCUCUAGCAUCUGAGCUAUCUGCAUCCAGCUUUCAAAAAUAUUUCGCUGUUUACUAACAUGUCUGUCAGCCUCUCUUUUCUCCCCCGCAUGUGUUUUGUUUUUAAAUCCACUCAAAAGCGUUUUCAUUUGAAAUCAAAUAGACAUGUUUGCAAAUAAAUGUUGACACAACACAUUUGAAAGACAGAAUUGGGGAUCUGAGAUUAAGAGUAUCAGCAGAGAAGAGUGGGUGUAAUUCUGUGGAACAGGAGUGAGAACAGAGGCGAGGGAGCCGUUGCUUUGUGCCAGGCGCCAUGCUGAGGACUUUCCAUAGACGGUUUAAUGCCACCCAACUACUCCCAUUUUAUAGAUGAGGAAAUGGAGGAAAUAAAGUCACUUGCCUGAGUUUGGGCAGCCAGGAAGGAGCAGAACCCACAGUUGAGCCCCAGCAGUUUGGCUUGGGAAACGCAUGUAGAGUGCUUCUUAAAGCAGAGAGCCUUUCUCAUGAUUAAACUGAAAUACUAGUCCCUUUAUAGCCUGUGCAUAGUGAGGACCAUUUUUCUUUAUUCACUGAGACCUACCUGCCUAUUGAGAAGUAUGUAACCGGUCAGCUUGGAGUUGCCCCACUGCAGGUUGGGUGAUGCAUUGAGGGACUUUUUAUUUUUACUCUGGUGGUGGGGGACGGGGAGGGAGGAAGAGACGGAGAGGGAAGUGGGAGAAGGGAGGGAGGGAAGGGAGGAAAGAUGAAGAAAGGGAGGAGGGAGAGGAGGGGGGAAGGGAGAGAAAGAGGAAAGAGGUAGGGAGAGGGAGAAGAGGAGGGAGGAGAGAGGGCAAGAAGAAAAAGGAGGAGGGGAAACAGAGGAAGAGAGGGAGGAGGGAAAGAAGGAGAGGGAGAGAAAGGGAAGAGGUAGGGAGAUGAAAGAGCGGGGAGAGGCAGAAUGGGAGAGGGAGAGAAGGAGAGGGGAGACGGAGGGAGGAAGGGAGAGAAAGGAGAGGGGUGAGGGAAAAGGGGUAGGGAGGAGGGAGGAAGAGAAAAAUGGGGAGAGGGUGGGCGAGAAGGAAAGGAAGAAAUCGAGGAAGUUGGAGGAAUGAGGGAUGAGGCAGGGAGGGAGAAAGGGAGGGCGAAGCAGUAAGGUGCUGCAAAGGACCCUUCUUUUUGGCCAUAAAAACCUGAGAAACUGAUUGAGAUUCUUUUGAGCAAUAAGGCAACUGCGGUGAGGAAAAAAUAAGGAAGGAGGCACAAAAAGCAAAGCAGUUCAGCCUGAAAUUGACUACAGAGCUUCCCUUUGCUUCAGCAGAGCCUGGAGGAGCAGGAGGGAUGGGGGCCCUGUCAGCUGGCCCAAAGCCCUGCCCUGUCCCAGGGGUGCUAAGCUUGCUGCAGGCCAGGAAACAGGCCUGGGCUUGCAGCUGGGGAUCAGGAAGUUUGGGGCCUCUUUGCACAGCUUACUGGGGAUAGGCCAAGCUCUGGGAACUCCUUUCAAUUUUUUUUUUUUUUAAGACAACUCUGUUUUUCUCCCUCCUCCCUACUAGUGGAAAUUUACCUUGCAAAACAGGACUGUGCAUGGUGAGAGCUGCUUGCAAUGUCCACACUCAGGACUCUAUGGAAAGAGUUCGCAGCUGGUGGUGAGGCUUUGAGGUGGGGCUGCCCUUAUUUCACUAGCUCCUGAGGGGCAGAGCUCACUCAGCUUUUUACCAAAUCAAAGGAAGGAAGCUUUAGGUCCUUCGAAGUUCAGAACCAGGGUGGUUUGUUUUGCUUCCUUUUGGAAUGGAAUAAAAUGCUCAUUUAAUUAAA
This is a messenger RNA of Homo sapiens (human), 2996 nucleotides long. It is a transcript of the gene CHD9NB, whose product is annotated as CHD9 neighbor. NCBI's taxonomy places the organism in Eukaryota, Metazoa, Chordata, Mammalia, Primates, Hominidae. The coding region runs from base 322 to 480 and encodes 52 amino acids. The record is from RefSeq and is marked validated. The transcript is spliced from 3 exons.